AUGAGUCAAUUAGCACAGCCUGAAUCGUAUUCCGGGGUGCAACUCAAAGAUAACUCCACUUCCAGCUAUGGAGACUGUAAGGCAUCGGAUAACCCACCAGAAAUAUUAUCAAUGUGUUGGACAGAUUCUUAUGAAAAAGAGACCGAAAUAAAUACUGGAGGGCAAACCUCAAGAAUGACGGUUAAUCCACUUAAUCCUAUGUUAGUAGCAACUGGAGGAAAACAAAACAAUCUAAAACUAUGGGAUUUAUCAAAACCAAAGGAACCUGUCUUUAAAGCAAAAAAUAUGCCAAAUGAUUCGCUAGGUUUACAAGUACCUGUAUGGAUUACCAAUAUUGCAAUAUUACCUUGUAAUCAUCAGCAACCAGAAAUCAUCACAGUAUCAAAAUAUCAUAAGAUUCAAGUUUACGAUCCUAGAGCCCAAAGACGACCUGUUUCUGUAACAGAAUUGGGCAAUUCCCCGCUUCUGUCCCUCGCACUCGAGCCUGAGCAAAGGAGAGUUAUCGUGGGAGAUAAUAAAGGGACUAUGACGUUAUUUGAUCUGAAAUCAAAACGUCCAGUCGGCAAUUUUAAAGGCUGUACAGGUUCAAUUCGGUCAAUUGCUUGUCAUCCCUCUGAAAAUGCCAUUGCAGCCUGUGGGCUAGAUAGGCACUUGAGAGUGUUUGAUCUUGAGUCAAGGCAGCCUAGAUAUAAAUUUUACUUGAAAUCAAAGUUAAACAGUCUUUUAUUCCAUUCUCAAUCAUUUAAGAAAAGCAAGAGGGAACGUGGUACUACAGCAGAAAAUGACGACAAUGAUAGUGAACUUUCUGACGUUUGGGAUGAAUUAGAAGUAAUCGAAGACUCAUUACCUCAAAAAAAAAAAAAGAAGACAAAGUCAAGCAACUAG
Trichoplax adhaerens is the source of this 885-nucleotide messenger RNA. RefSeq lists its product as uncharacterized. Gene Ontology annotation, molecular function: protein binding. The coding region runs from base 1 to 885 and encodes 294 amino acids. NCBI's taxonomy places the organism in Eukaryota, Metazoa, Placozoa, Uniplacotomia, Trichoplacea, Trichoplacidae. Gene Ontology annotation, cellular component: preribosome, large subunit precursor; nucleolus. The record is from RefSeq and is a predicted model, not a curated record. Gene Ontology annotation, biological process: ribosomal large subunit biogenesis. The transcript has 10 exons.